AUGACCACACCUCAGAAGUUGGAGUCACUGGCACAUGGCACAAAAACAAGGGCUUUGAAGAAUGCAGUGUGGAAGCAGGACAAAUUCAAGCAUCAGACAUUGCCAGCCAAGCAAGGUGCAAGAGGCUUGGCCAAACGCAAGUGUCAGACAUCACCAGCCAAGCAAGGCGCAAAGAAGAGAGCUCCCAGCACCAAAGUAUCCAAAACACCUCAUAAACAGAGUCUGGCACAGAAACCUUUGACACUGAAGCGUCAGCACAUCAAAUCUGAGUCAGAGGCCAGUGAACAUGAUAGCUUUAGUGAAGGAGAUAAGAAAGAGAAUGAGCAGAGUGAUGUCAACUCGGAUGAUGCUCAGUGCAAUGUCCAUGAUGCAGGUGUUGACAGUGACUGGCAUGACAGUGACAGUGAUGCUGACACAGCAGGUCUUGGCAAUGACUCAGAAGAUGAUGAUUUAGAUGCAGCUGCAAGGAUGCUUUCAGAUGAGGAAACAAGCAACAGAGACUCUGACCUGGGGCGAUGUCAAUGA
This is a messenger RNA of Suillus subaureus, 525 nucleotides long. RefSeq lists its product as uncharacterized. Bases 1 to 525 code for a protein of 174 amino acids. Lineage: Eukaryota; Fungi; Basidiomycota; Agaricomycetes; Boletales; Suillaceae. The record is from RefSeq and is a predicted model, not a curated record. The transcript has 7 exons.